Molecule: messenger RNA, 3069 nt
Organism: Fraxinus pennsylvanica
Lineage: Eukaryota; Viridiplantae; Streptophyta; Magnoliopsida; Lamiales; Oleaceae
Source: the annotation of a GenBank genome assembly
AUGUCUGACAAUCCUUCUGAAUGGUCCAAGCUUGAUGAAGAUAAGAAUCCAAUAGAAAGUCUUGCUGAAUCAGUGUUAGCAGCUAUUUCAGCAGUGGCAAGCAUCGAAGUAGAAAAGGAGAAUUUCAUCAAAAUUGGUUGCUUUCUUUACCGGGCAUCUAUGGUCAUAUCGGAGUUUCAUAUAAACAAGAACAGCCCAACAAACGUGAUUGAGAUUUUACAAUCUCUAUCUAUGAGUGCCGAUAGGGCUAAAAACUUCGCGAAGAAAUUACAGAAGAAUGCGCACACAUUCCAGUUGUCUGAAUUUAGAAACAUCCUGGAACAACUUGAAGGUGUGAUGAGAAACAUAGGAGACAACCUCAGUUUAGUACCAUUAUCAGUGUACGAGGAUCAAGACUACGCAGAAAAGGCAGCCAAGGCUAUUUCCAAGGAGAUGAAAGCGGCCUAUUUUGUAGUUAACCAAACUCGAGUUAUAGAGACGAAAGAGAAGCUUCAAAUGCUGUCCUCUGUGGACAUAUCAAGGGAAGAUAGAGAACAAAUGGACACGGAUUUGUAUUCUGUUGACAUCGAAAUUGCUGCAAUGAGACUUCAGCUAUCAGGUAACAUAGAAAGCAGAAAGAGUAGAGACAAAAAUGACUAUGAAAGCUGGAGUGCUGGAUCCUUGAUGAGUUUGCCACAAAUGGCUCAAUACAUGGAGCCCUUAUACGAUACAUUCUUCUGUCCUCUGACGAAAAAGAUUAUGGAUGAUCCAGUAACAAUAGAAAGUGGAGUGACCUAUGAGAGGACAGAAAUUCUAGAAUGGUUUCAUAAGUUCGAGAAUCCUGAGGAAAUUGUCUGUCCAAAAUCAGGACAGAAGCUAAAUAGCUCAAAUAUGAGUACUAAUGUGGCUCUAAAGGCAACGAUUGAUGAGUGGAAGGAAAGAAAUGAGACUGCGAGGAUUAAGGUUGCCCGGGCAGCUUUAUCGUUGGCUAGUACAGAAAAUAUGGUGCUCGAAGCAAUAGAAGAUCUACAAAGUGUUUGCAACAGAAAUUCUUACAAGAAGGUACACCUUCGCAGCGUUGGAAUGAUCCCAUUGCUUGCUAACUUUUUAAAUCAUAAAAGCAGAGGCAUAAGAUGUGCAGCUUUGGAACUACUGAGAGAAUUGGCUGAGGAUGACGACGAGGGCAAGGAAAUUAUUGCCAAGACAGUUGAUAUUUCGAGAGUAAUAAAGAUGCUGUCGAGUAAUCAUGGACCUAUUAGACAUGCAUCAGUGUCACUCUUGUUCGUGCUCUCGAGGUCCCAAUUUUUGUGUGAUGAAAUAGGGGCAAUAGCUGGAGGUAUUCUAAUGCUGAUCACAGCCAAGUACAGACAGUCCAUCGACGCGUUCACUUCUGAAAAAGCCGACGAAAUUUUGAAGAAUUUGGAGAAACUCCCAAAUAACAUCAAGCUCAUGGCAGAAAAUGGAUAUUGGGAACCCCUGUUAAUUCAUCUUGUUGAAGGUACCGAAGAGAUGAGAAUGGAAAUGGCAAAUUAUCUUGGGGAAAUUGUUCUUGGACCUGAAAGCGAGACCAAUGUGGCGGAAAAGGCUUCUCCGGCUCUCAUCCAAAUGGUGCAUACCGGAAAUUCUUUGAGCAGAAAUGCUGCAUUUAAAGCCUUAAAAAAAAUCUCGCGUUACCAUCCGAAUGCUGAAAUACUCGUUGAGGCUGGUAUCAUCCAAAUCAUGGUCAAGGAGAUGUUCACAAGGACUAUUCACAACGAACCAAUGAAUUCAAAAACCGAGGCAGCUGGAAUACUUGCAAAUAUACUCGAGUCGGGGAAAGAGCUCGUGGAUUUUCAAGUCAGUGAGCAUGGACACACGCUGGCUUCAGAUUACAUUGUAUACAACAUCGUUCACCAAAUUGUAAACUCAACACCAGACGAGCUGAACAUCAAUCUCAUCAGAAUCCUAUUAUGCUUGAUGAAGUUCCCUAAAGCAUCAGAUACCAUUGUUUCUGUGAUCAAGGAGACAGAAGCUAGUUUUAAUUUGAUUGAAUUGAUAAAUUUCCCGAAUGAAGAUCUCGGGCUUGUAUCCAUCAAGCUACUCAUCACGCUAUCAGCCUUCAUGGGACACACACUAUCAACCGGAUUAUGCAAAACCCGAGGCCAACCCGAGAGUCUAAUCCAGAAUCCAACUGAAAUUACAAGAAUCACAGAGAAGGAUGCUGUUUCAGUCAAUUUCUUGGCAAAACUUCCACACCAAAACCUCGCACUCAACCUAGCUUUGGUCAACGGUAACAUUGUUCCAACAAUCAUAAAAAGUAUCAGUCAGAUACAAAUUACUGGAACGAGAUCGAGCAGGUAUGCAAACGCUUAUUUUGAAGGCCUGGUGGGAAUUCUCGUCAGAUUAACAACAACAUUGUAUGAUCAUCAAAUACUUCUUCUAGCAAGGACUUACAACUUCGCCUCAGUUUUGACAGAGUUACUAACAAAAUCAUAUACAGACGAAGUUCACAAGUUAUCAGCAAUAGGGCUGGAGAAUCUGUCCAAACAAUCUGUAAAUCUAUCAAAGCCUCCACAAAUGAAGAAAAACAAGAUCCUGAAAUUCUUCAUUUUCCGACAAUGUUCAUUACCAAAAUCAUCCAAAAGUAAAGAAUUCUCAUUGUGCCCUAUUCAUAGAGGCGUUUGUUCAACUCAAGAAACAUUCUGCUUACUCGACGCCAAGGCUGAUGAAAGGCUGCUUGCCUUCCUCGACCAUGAGAACGUGGAGGUGGUUGGGGCAGCAUUAUCAGCUCUAUGCACAUUGUUGGAUGACAAAGUUGAUGUUGAAAAGAGUGUGAUCUUGUUGUGCGAAAAACGCGCUAUCCAGCAUGUACUGAAUAUAGUGAAGGAGCAUAGAGAGGAAGCCCUUUUGCAGAAGUCAUUUUGGGUGAUAGAGAGAUUCCUGUUGAAAGGUGGGGAUAAAUCUGCUUCAGAUAUAUCACAGGACAGGUUGCUUCCUGCAACAUUAGUCAGUGCAUUUCACCGUGGAGAUGAAUGCACCAGGCAAAUGGCAGAAAAAAUCUUAAGGAGUUUAAACAAAAUGCCAACUUCAUACAAUACAUUUACCAUGUAA